This is a messenger RNA of Staurois parvus, 293 nucleotides long. The record is from the annotation of a GenBank genome assembly. Lineage: Eukaryota; Metazoa; Chordata; Amphibia; Anura; Ranidae.
GUCAUGUGAUCAGCUGUGUCCAAUCACAGCUGAUCGCAUGACAUGUACACUGAUCAUCAGGGCACUGAUGAUCAGUGUGCCCUGUUGAUCAGUGUAGCCCCAGCAGUGCCACCUGUCAGUGUCCAUCAAUGCCAGCUGUCAGUGCUCAUCAGUGCCACAUGCCAGUGCCCAUCAGUGCAACAUCAAUGCCACAUAUCAGUGCCUACCAGUGCACAUCAAUGCCACAUAUCAGUGCUCAUCUGAGCUGCCAGUCAGUGCCACCCAUCAGUGCCAGUCAGUGCUGCCAAUCAGUG